Zophobas morio is the source of this 11282-nucleotide messenger RNA. RefSeq names its product cubilin-like. The record is from RefSeq and is a predicted model, not a curated record. The transcript is spliced from 53 exons. Lineage: Eukaryota; Metazoa; Arthropoda; Insecta; Coleoptera; Tenebrionidae. The coding region runs from base 21 to 11231 and encodes 3736 amino acids. Gene Ontology annotation, molecular function: calcium ion binding.
AGUAGAAAUAGGUUUUAAAAAUGACUUUUAUUUAUAUUUUAUUAUUUUAUAUGUUGGCAAAUAUUAUAUACACAACUAAUUCUUAUGGAGCGCAACCAAGGAUAGUUGCUCAAAAUGGACAUUUGAUAUUUUAUGCAGCAGAACAUAAAAACAUCAGUUUUCAAACUGUAGGAAGAGGUGGAAUUCAUGUAAAUGGCGUAGACCUGUUGAAAACAUCCAAGCUCUCUAAUUCAGUCUUAGAAUCCAUUAAAAAAUAUGAAGCAAGCUCACAAAGAUCACUUGCAAAAAUUUCUGAAUUCGAACAACUCCUCGAUGACGGCAUCCUGGCAAAAAUAAAGACAAUACAAUGGAGUCCAAACGCGACAUCCACUUCUAACCAGUUUCCGCAGGUUCCAGUUAACUCCGGUUCCGUAGUGCGAAGUGUUAGGAGAUUAAAUAGAAAAGUAAACAACCUGCAAAAGUCGAUACGCCUUUUAACUCUUCUACUGACAACGGAUGAGUGUUCUAGUAAUCCUUGUAAAAAUGGAGCAACUUGCCAAGAUUUAUUUAACGAUUACUUAUGUCAGUGUCCAAACGAAUGGGAAGGGCCGCUUUGUGAUAAAGAUGUCAAUGAGUGUGCUAGGUUUGUUGGUACUGAUUUAGGUUGCCAAAAUGGAGCCACCUGCAUAAAUCGUCCAGGAACUUACGAGUGUAUGUGCCCUCACGGAUGGUUCGGAAUUCAUUGUACCAGACGGUCAAAUGACUGUAAAUCAGGAUCUAAUGUAGAACUCUGUGGACAUGGAACUUGUGUAACUCAGUACAAUGAUGUUGGUUAUAAGUGCAUUUGUGACCAAGGUUGGACAACCGAUGGUAAAACUCCCGCUUGUAACACGGACGUCAACGAGUGCACAAUGAAUAAACCUCCAUGUUCAGUGAACCCACCGGUACCCUGUAUAAAUUUACCUGGAACAUUCCACUGUGGAAACUGUCCUCAAGGUUACACCGGAAAUGGAUACUACUGUACCGACCUUGACGAAUGUGCAACUUCAAAUGGUGGAUGUAGUACAAAUCCGAUGGUACAGUGCAUCAAUACUCUUGGUUCCAGAAGUUGUGGGAAUUGUCCUGCGGGAUAUACGGGCGACGGUGUCAUCUGCUCCUAUCAAGGAGUAUGCAGUGUUAACAACGGGGGCUGCCAUAGUUUGGCCACUUGUCGAAAUAACCCAAGAAUUAGUUCAACCUUCGUCGAGUGUGUUUGUCCAGCUGGUUACGCUGGUAAUGGUAUCGGUCCCAACGGAUGCGUGCGCUCUUUACUACCCGAGCAAGGCCCCUGCUACCCAAAUCCUUGCAGACAUGGAAUGUGUAGACUUAAUGGGACUAGUGAUUACGUAUGUGAAUGUUACAGCAGGUAUACCGGAAGAAACUGUGAUUCAUUUAGAGAUUUAUGUGCCACAAAUCCUUGUCAAAAUGGUGGUACUUGUACGUCAAUUCUUGGUAUUUCAUACAGAUGUGUUUGUCCGUCAUCUUACACUGGAUUUAGAUGCGAAACGGAGAGGCAAGCUUGUGGUGGUCAACUAACUUCGGAAAACGGUACGUUAGCUUUCCCUUCAGUUCAAUUCCAGACAUAUGGGCAUGCGUUAAGUUGCGCGUGGACUAUUGAAACUAAUGUAACUAAGGUAUUGAACGUUACAUUUUUAAGCUUCAGUGUGGAAGAAUCUCCUGCGUGUAGAUACGAUUGGCUACAAAUUCACGACGGAAAAAACACAUUGUCACGAUCUAUUGGCCGCUUCUGUGGACACAAUUUACCAAACGGUGGUACAAUUAUCACUACACAUAAUGUAGUUUACCUAUGGUUCAGGUCGGACCAUUCUGUGGCAUCUCGUGGUUUCAACUUGACUUGGACUUCUAUAGUACCAUAUUGCGGUGAAGAGUUAAAAGAAGUCACAUCUCACGGUAACAUUCACUCCCCUGGUUCCCCUGGAAAUUAUCCCAACAACAGAGAUUGUUACUGGCCUCUAGAAGCUCCAGCCGGGAAACGUCUACUGUUCCACUUUUUCUCAUUAAUGAUUGGUAACAGUUCCACCUGUGACAACGACUAUCUAGAAUUUAUUUCAGGAACCGAAUAUAGCGAUCCAGUUUUUGCAAAAUUCUGCAACACUACACACCCGACUCCGCUGUUUUCGCCAGGAGCUGAAGUGCUGGUGCAUUUUCAUACGGAUGCAAGUCGUACUUACCCAGGAUUUCAAAUAACAUAUUCGGUGGUAGAAGGAAUGCCAGGUUGUGGUGGCGUUUAUACGAGAUAUCAAGACGAAAUUCGUUCGCCAUCUUUUAACGGAAACUAUCCGAACGAUAUUCAAUGCGAAUACAAAAUUCAACUUUCUGAAAAGUCACGUAUAAAGCUCACGUUUUUGUCGUUCGACCUUGAGGAGGCUGAAGGGUGUCAGUUUGAUUAUGUUGCUAUUUAUUCGGGUGGUACUGUCGAUGCUCCUCUGAUAGGAACGUAUUGUGGAUCGGAAGUACCUGCACCUUAUAUUGUAGAUAAUAAUGUUUUAUUGAUUGUUUUUAAAACUGACUGGGCUACAACUAGUUCUGGAUUCGUAAUCAGAUACGAAACAGUAUGUGGUGGUAAGUUUACUGCACCUUCUGGAGUUGUUUCGUCUCCCGGAUAUCCAAACAAGUAUGACCAUUCCUUACAAUGCAUAUAUGAAAUAAUACAACCUCUCGGGAGAGUCAUUAAACUGAAAAUUGAAGAUUUAGAUUUAGAGAGUAAUUCAUAUCCGGAGUGUGUGUACGACUAUCUCGAGGUUAGAGACGGACACGAUGCAAAUUCAACGUUGGUAGGAACAUAUUGUGAAGAGGUUCCACCACUUAUUGUUUCAAGUUAUAAUUACUUAUGGUUAAAAUUUGAAUCAGAUUCUAACAAUAACGGUCGAGGAUUUAAAGCUAACUAUACAACUUCCAAUUUAGGAUGCGGAGGAAUUCUAAAGGAAAAAACUGGCACCUUCUCCACACCAAGUUACCCAGAUCUUUAUCCAGGAGACCAAACCUGCAAAUGGAUUAUAUCAGCUCCUCCGGGAAAUAUAAUUCAGUUAAUGUGGAUGAAUUUUCAACUUGAGAGAAGUCACGAAUGUAUGUACGACUACGUAGAAGUGUUUGACAACAAUACAGAAACCGGAGAAGGCUCUUCCAUUGGAAAGUUCUGCGGCCAAACGAUUCCAGCGACAUUGCUUAGCACCUCCAACUUGGUCACAGUGAACUUUCAUUCAGACCCAACACAACAUCUGAGUGGUUUCCUAGCAACAUACAAUAUUAUUUUGGAAGCUAAUGUAUGUGGGGGAAACUACUUUACGGAUGCUGGAACAUUGAAAUCCCCUGGGUAUCCAGAAAACUACCCUUUGAAUAUGGAAUGCACAUGGACCAUACAAGUUAAACCCGGCCAUCAAAUUCUAUUGAAAGUAAUCGAUUUUAGCAUGGAAAGCUAUUCUGUUUGUCGAUACGAUUGGCUAGAGAUAAGAAACGGUGGAAGUGCUGUUUCUCCUCUGUUAGGAAAAUUCUGUGGAACAAAUAUUCCCAAGUCAAUUCCAUCCCAUGCCAAUAAAGUUUACAUCAAUUUCCGCUCAGAUAUGACGAAGUCUGAACGUGGAUUUAAAAUCAAAUGGGAAGCUACAGCAACGGGCUGUGGUGGGUCACUCAGCAGUCCAACGGGUUCCAUAAUUUCUCCAAACUACCCGGAACCAUAUUCAGUCCAUACAGAUUGCAUAUGGAAAAUUGCUGUCAGUACUGGUUCUUUAAUUCAGGCCGUCUUUUCAGACUUAGAUCUAGAAGAACAUUCGGAAUGUCAGCUGGACUACGUUGAGAUCCUCGACGGUCCAUCUCUAAAUUCUAAAUCGCUGGGAAAAUUCUGCACUUCGCAUCCAUCGUUUAUUCGAUCUACUGGCAACAGUCUUACGGUGAGAUUCAGAUCGGAUUUAAGUCGAAACGGUAGAGGAUUCCAACUUCAGUAUACAACAAUGUGUAAUAAUACACUGAAAGGCUUCCGAGGCGUUAUAGAAAGUCCAAAUUUCCCCAAUAGCUAUCCUGGUUCUAUCAACUGUAACUGGGAAAUCAAAGUUGCUGAAAGAAAUAAUAUCAACAUAUCAUUCUCUCAUUUUGAUUUAGAAAGAAUUGCCCCAGAUCACUCGGCUUAUUCUGACAAUAAGUGCAUUUAUGAUUAUCUAGAGAUAUUCUAUAUUGAACCUGUUCAAGAAUAUGAAGAAGAAGGUCCUUUCCAAAAGUAUGGUGUCUACUGCGGUAGUGAUGAUCCUCCUCUAAUUACUUUGAAAUCCAAUCACGCAAAAAUUCAUUUUGUUUCUGAUAACUUAAUAACAGGGAAUGGUUUUCGAUUAGAAUGGCAAAUUGAAGGAUGUGGUGACAUUCUAACUCGACCCAAUGGAACAAUCAGCUCUCCAAAUUAUCCCAACGCAUAUCCACCUUCAGUUGAAUGUAACUGGCAGAUUCAAGCUGAUUUUGGUCAACACAUAGAGAUCACGUUUCAUAAAAUCGAGCUUGAAAAAACUUACACAUGCCAUUUGGAUUAUAUUAAUCUAUAUAACGGUGAAGAUGAUACUUAUCCCAUUAUCGCUAGCGUUUGUCACCAAGAUAAACCGAUAACUUUGAGAAGCUCGGGCAAUAUGAUGUAUAUUAAGUUUAAAGCUGAUUCGUCAGUUCAAGGAAUAGGAUUUAUUGCUAACUAUACUACAAAAGCUACAAAAUGUGGAGGAAAAUAUAUUGCCGACAAAGCAACUAUUAUGUCUCCAAAUUAUCCUCAAAAUUACGAAGUUAACGAUACAUGCAGCUACCAGAUUGAAAUCGGAGAAGGACACAUGAUUUCGCUGAAGUUCGAAGAUUUCGAUCUGUUUACACCAGAUGGUGUCAACUGUGAAUCAAACAAUAACAGUUUCGUGAAGGUGUACGACGGUCCAACAAUAGACUAUCCUAUUUUGGCCAAAAUCUGUGGCAAAGAUGCUCCUAAUCACACUAUUAUUUCAACUACAAAUAAAAUGUAUGUGGAAAUGGUGACACAAACAGAUGUAGUAGCUAAAGGCUUCUUAGCAAAUUACAAAAGGACAUGUGGCGCCCGAAUUGAAACUGAUGGUACUGGAUACAUACGUCUAAACCCCAACGAUUUAGAUUACGAAGAAUUUAAUUGCUCCUGGACUAUCGUGUCUAAAGAUCCAAGCAAACACGUUUCUUUAACCAUCACUCAUUUAGACACAAUGAGCAGUUAUUGCGAUGAAAGCUUCAGUGCUCUAAAAAUCUACAACGGUGCUUCUUCCGAUGCCCCCUUGUUGGGCAGUUACUGUGGAACAAAAAGUCCACCCACUUUAACAACUGACGGUUCGGCAAUGCACAUAGAUAUAGAAUACAACUCAGUAUUGUUUGCAACUUACUCCAUUUUCGAUAAUCAUUGUGGCGGUACUCUAACAUCAGUUGAAGGUAUUUUUGCGUCUCCCGGUUACCCAAAAAAAUAUCCAAUGGAAACAGAAUGCGAGUGGACAAUUGAUAUUCCCGAAGGAAACCACCUAUCGGUGACUUUUACAUACUUUGAAUUAUUAGAGUCCGAACAUUGUAAUACCGACUACUUGGAAGUAAGACAAAGUAAUGGAACUGGAAAACUUCUGGGGACAUAUUGUGGUGAUGAUCUACCGUUAAAUAUCACUAAUAUGGGUAGUUUAUGGUUUUUCCUAAAAACCAGCCUUAUGGACGGUGAUUUAUCAGCUAUCACCGCUAAAGGAUUCCAAGCAGAAUAUAUUCUAAACCAUGAAAAUGAUCUAACUGGACAUUCCGGAAGAAUAGUGUCACCACUGUAUAAUCAGGGUCAUCCACUCUAUGGUGAUUAUUCUUGGAGAAUAACCGUAAACUACGGAAAACGCAUUUUAUUAACUUUUAAAGAAAUAAAUUUAGAAAGCGGUGACAGUAUGUGUUUCUCGGCGAUCACGAUUUACGAUGGCUCCAGCGACACGGACGCUCUUAUAAAUGAGUUCUGUGGGACGUCGCUACCAAAAGAUAUUAAAUCCACUUCUAAUAUUUUGUUCAUCAAAUUUAGAGGUUACAGCACGGCCCGAUCCAUAACUAGAUUCAUUCUAGAAUGGUUAGAAAUCGAUGCAAUCACUCCUAAAAUCGACCAAAUCCCUAAUGUCAAAGGCUGUGGAACCAGCGAACCCGUAAAUAUAAAUGGUUUGAAAAAUUUUACGAAAAUUACGUCUCCUGGAUAUCCUAACGGGUACGGAAGAAAUCUAAAUUGUGAAUGGAUAUUCACUACGAUUUCGAUGAAUCGGCUAGCUAUUUAUUUAACCGACAUGGAUUUGCAACCUUCUUAUGGCUCUUCCUGCUACGGAGAUUACAUUGAAGUUUUUGAAAAGAAAACUGCAGACUGGCAGAGUGUUAUAAAAACUUGUCACGAAAACGUUACCUCUAGGUCUCUCAUCUAUACUUCAAAUAUGAUGAAGGUCAUUUUUAAAACGGAUAACUAUGGAAAUCGCACUGGAUUUGCGGCCUUUGUACGAGAAGCAUGCGGCGGUUAUUUGACGGAACCUACGAAUUACAUCGUGUAUGACAACAAUACAAGGCAGAGUUUAGUUUCGAGAUACUCCGCCACGUGUCAAUGGAAUAUCACGGUUGGUGCUGGAAAAACGAUAGAGAUAGAAUUCUUACAAUUCGAUAUAUUACACGAUAAGGAAAAGGGUUGCAAUAACUAUCUAAUGAUCCGUAAUGGGAUCUUUUCGGAUUCUCCGAUUUUAGGAGAUGGUAAAUACUGCGGUGAUCAACUUCCCUCAAUACUUAAAACAACUGGCAAUAAUGCGUACAUUAAAUACCAAGGACAAUCUUUGGCAGCCAAUUUCAAAAUGCGUUACCGAGAAGUUUCCUACGCGUGCGGUGGAGAAAUAACCUUAAACCAGUUUGAAAAUGUUACUGAAAUUAGCUCGCCUAAUUACCCUCAAAUACCUCCUCCGCAUAUUGAAUGUGUUUGGAGGAUCAUUGGUCCUCCUGGCGAAAUAAUCCGGAUUGAUUUUCCGUUUAGAUUUGACGUAACCAACGACAAAGAAUGUAAUAAGGAGUAUGUGGAAAUACGGGAUGGUGCUACUAUAUAUUCGAAGUUAAUAGGAAAAUUCUGUGGCAAUAAACCAAAUUCCCAGUUCACAACUAACAACAUGAUGUUUGUAAAAUUCUUCACUCAGUUAACUGAUCCGAGCAACGGUUUUAAGGCAAAAUUAACUCUUGCUUAUUGUGGCGGAACUGUCAACGGUAAAAUGGGCCAAAUUCGAUCACCUUACUUCAACAAUCCUUCUAAGUAUCCCGUCGGCGCAAACUGCACUUGGCACUUAGUGUCACCACCUGAUCACAGUAUGAAUAUAAAGUUCAAUAAAAUCGAUUUAGAAGAAAGUUUUGGAUGUACAAGUGACCAUGUGUGGAUUUAUGAAGAAAAUCAAGUGGACAACACGAAAACUACCCUCGGUAAAUUCUGCGGGAAAAAACUUCCGAGUGAACUAAAUUCAGCUGGAAACGAAGUGCUCGUUAAUUUCCUGACGAACCAAGUAAAAAAAGAUUUAAGCGGCUUCUCGUUAAAUUUUAACUCAAGCCGAGAAGUUUGUGGUGGUGUCAUUGAGGCUGCAGAAGGUACAAUUCAAUCUCCAGGUUAUCCAGCACCUCAUGAAACCCUAAGAAGAUGCGGUUGGUACGUCAAGGUACCACGUGGUCGACGCGUGACUGUAAAUAUCGAGGAUUUCGGCUUAGACAAUCGAUUAUUAGCUACGUGGAUAAAUGGAUUAGCAUUUUAUAACGAAAACAGUUUCCGAAGUUUUCUUAAAAAAAUUUCUUCGAAUAACGAAAAGACUGUCGAGUCUUCGGAAAAUCACAUGUUUAUUUACUAUUGGUCUUCAGGGAAAACUGGACGCGGAUUUAAAUUAAAGUUCUCUUCUAAUGAACCUACAAGAUGCCAAGGUGAUCUAAAUGAAGACAGUGGUACUAUUACUCAGCCAAAUAUUCCAUAUCCUUAUUUUUGUACUUACAUUCGAAAUCAACAGUACCAAGGAAAAACUUUUGCGAUGACUAUUACCACUACUACGAAUAAUACUAAUCCGGGUGGUAAAACAAGCUGUUUCCAAUAUUUAGCCACGAUUAAAGUGGAGUCAGAUGAGGCCAAAUCACCUCUUCAGACCAUACAAUGUAUUCCUAGUACAACAGUCAUCCGAUCUCCUUAUUCAAACUUAAAACUAACGUUCAUGCAAACUACAAGUCGAAGUACUGUCAACUACACAAUGUCUUAUAACACAUACAAAUGUGGUGGAGUCAUAAGUAGCGAAACGGGGGUUAUCAGAAGCCCUGGUUACCCAAACAAGUACUCAUCAUCGAUCGAAUGUGCGUGGUUGUUAAAAUUACCAGAGGAACAAACUAUUCUAUUAACAUUUGAGAAUCUCGAUUUGGGGGACAAUUGCGCAAAGAGCUAUCUGGAUAUAUACAACGGGAAUUCGCCGAGCAGUCCGAAGAUUGAUAGGUACUGCCAAAACAACAAACCUGAUUCCAUAAGAUCAGAAUCUAAUAUUUUAUGGAUUGAAUAUAAAUAUGACCAAGAGUCAAACGGAAAAGGUUUUAGUCUGAAAUAUGAACCAAAAAUACAAGGAUGCGGUGGUUUGUUCCAUAGCCAAAAUCGAAUAAUCCAAACUCCCUCUUUCCCUGAUGAUUACCCUAACAAUGCAGAGUGCUUAUGGGAACUUAGAAGUGAUGAAGGGUACCACAUUGGGCUUACGUUUAUGACUAGAUUUCAAAUAGAACAAAGCGACAACUGUGAAAACGAUUUUGUUGAAAUAUGGGAUUGGAGAAAUGAUGAGUGGUUUUCUUUAGGAAAGAAAUGCGGCCGAGAAAUUCCAGAGUCGAUAAACGCUACCUCUAACAGAAUGAAGAUUUUGUUUAGAAGUAACGAAAGAAUUGGCGGUAAAGGUUUUAGAGCGAAGUGGGAAUGGAACUGUGGAGGCACUUUCAUCGCUGAUGCCACUGAACGUUUCAUUGUGAGUCCGGGAUAUCCACUUUUAUACAAGAAAAAUAUGCGGUGUGAAUACAACAUCUCCUCAAAGAAUCCAUCCCAGUAUGUCAACAUAAAGUUUUAUCAGUUCCAAUUAGAAGGCAUGGGAUCAAAUUGCAGAUUCGAUAAUCUAACUAUUAACAAUUAUAUUUCUGGCGUAAGAUAUGUACACAUAGCAUCCAUGUAUCGUCAAGUCUUUUGUGGUCAGCGUAUUCCCCCAAAUAUUCGACUGGCUAACAAAAUUUACAUACUUUUCCAAACAGAUGCGUGGGUGCAGAAAUCAGGAUUCAGAUUUUCUUAUCAACUUGACACUUGUGGUGGUGAAAUUAAAUCAGCAAGAGUAAUAAAUUCACCUCCCAUGAAUAUCGAAAAAACACCUGGUUUAUACCAUGGGUACUUAAAUUGCGUCUGGAACAUCACCGCUCCACCAAAAAAGAUGAUUGUCGUUAAUUUCCAAGAGUUCAAUUUCGACUACAGACGCAACUGUUAUUUCGAUAACGUUGAGAUUUACGAAGGAUCUGCUGUAUUAAGAUCAAAAAGAAUUGCUAAUUUAUGUGGUAAUUUGAAUAAAAAUCUCCCGAGCAUUAAAUCAGAAAACAAUACAGUACUGAUAGUGCUGAAAGCUGAUCGUACUGCAAAUCAUGCUGGUUUUAAGGCUGAAGUUUACUUUGCGGAUGGACCUGCGUCUGGAUGUGGCGGAAAAAUAAAACUUAACGGAAGUGUAGCUGCAACACUGACUGCACCAGAUCUAUCAGAUAUGGAUUGUUUCUGGACAAUUCAGUCAGAUAUUGGUACCACAAUCAAACUUCAUUUUGAUGAAUUCAAAUUACCUACUACGUGUGGUUCAAGUAAUCAUACCUUUAGGAAUUGUAGCUGUGGAUAUUUGGAAGUUAGAGAUGGACACCCAUCCGUGGCAGAGAUAAUUGAAAAAUUCUGUGGUCUUACAAGCACAAGUUUUGCAAGAGAACUGUCGAGUACAAGCAACAGCAUGGGCAUACGACUUUUUACAAGAGGAAUUGUAAGGAGAGCUUUUAAAAUUACUUUGAAAGCUACACCAUCAAUUUGUGGCCCCAUUUACUUAAAUGCUACAAAAGAUAUCCAGACCAUAGUUUCUCCUGGUUAUCCUAAUAAAUACCCCAGUGAUAUAAAAUGUGCAUGGAUCAUAAAAAAUAAUAAUGGUUAUGGAAAAUUCGUGGUUCGUUUUGUCGAUUUCGACCUGAAUGAAGAAAAUAAUCAACAUAUUGUGAACAACGUUUGUAACGAAGAUAAAGUAGAGAUUAUAGACGAGACGAAUAAUCUACUUUCGGAUGGUUUCGGUCCUGGAUUUUUGAUUUCUGGGAACAGAAGAAAAACUACAGAUUUCGCUAGAUAUUCCUUAAUGACAGGCACUCAUCAGUUUUGCGGUAAAUCCGACGGACCGUUUGACUACUACUCAAACUUAAAUACUAUAGUAAUCAAGUUCUCAAGUGGUAACAAUGACCGAAACCGCGGCAAAGGAUUCAAAGCAGAGUAUCACACAAUAGGUUGCAACAGAAACUACACCUCCUUACAAGGACGUGUUGUCAACACCAUUACGAAUGAGUGUUUUCAAACAAUUACCGUACCUAAGAACUACACAAUUUCGGCUUAUUUCCAGCAGUUUGUGAUGUACCAUUUGAACGACUGCGAAAAGGUUGGUGUAGAAAUACGCGAUGGAGGAAACCAAUCUGCUACUCUGUUGCAAAAAGUUUGCGGUUACGCGUUACCAAAUCCAAUUUUCUCAACGACGAAUAAGUUGUGGUUACAUUCUUGGAAUCAAAUGGGCGACAGGUGGCCAGCAAGCUACGAUUUUGUUUAUACAUCGUCGGAUCAAGGAAAGGGGUGUGGUGGUACUUUGUACAACUACAAGGGAUCAUUUACUAGUCCUUUAUAUCCUCUGGGCUAUAAAAAUAGCACUCCAUGCGAAUGGAAUAUCCGAGUUCCUGUCGGCAUGAGGGUGGCUAUUAAAUUUUCUGUUUUUGACGUUCGAGGCGAAUGUGACCACAAUUAUGUAAAAGUGACCACAUAUGAGAAAGAAGACGGAAAUGAACACCGAUUUUGUAAAAAUGAAAACCCAGCUGUUCUUUACUCAAAUUCACACAUUUUAGUAAAAUACCAAUCUUCUAUUAAUAAUGAUGGAGCUGGAUGGCAAGCUUCGUUUGAAGCCGUGAGUCAGUGAAAUAUCGUCAUUUAUGUAUGAGAAUAUUAAUAAAAAGAGAUAUAUCCUCCA